GAGCGUUUUGACGAUAACGAAACGCAACUUUGAAGUUUUGAACGUCGGGGACGACGGAAGAGUUUAUUGCAUUGCAUUUGCAACGAUUUAAUUUGUUUUGUGUUAGUUAACAGCUUGUUUCAUUUAUGUGCUGUCUUUAAACCUUGUAAUUACUUCAUAGUUGGUGUAAAAAUAUUACAUUCAGCCGUUAAAUGUAUUAAGAUAAUGUGUGUGUAGUGUAAGUGAUAACGUCAACGGUCAAGCUCAGCUGGUCCCAUCCGACGAGCGGUAAAAAUCUCGCGAGUUUUUCUUUGCCUUUACACAGGUAGCACUUUUCGUGCUCCAUUUCAUCAAGAAAAUCGUUUUUCAGUAAAUAAUGUAGCUUGACUCCAAAGUGUUAGUUAUCAAGUGUUUGUAAAGUGAUAAAAAAUGAGUGAGACCCAAGAGACCCUGCCGCCGGACUCGGCAACUGCUCCCCCUGCACCACCGUCAUCCACAUCUUCAGAAAAUGCGUCACUUGCCAGCACAGCAACCUCCCCUGUCACUAAGCCAGCUGACUCCACAAGACCAUCUUCUUUACCCAAACCGUCCGGCUUGAAGCCACCCUCCAAGAUUGGUCGGCUCUGCUCCAACUCUGCGCCUAAACCUGCUGUGCCCAUCUCUCCCAGAACCGACGGCAGUUCCUCGGACACGCUGAGGAAGCUUAGCGACGACUCUUCGAGAAAACAUUUAUCAGAUUUAAUUGAAGCCGAGGAAGACGAAGUUUCUAGCAGUCUGCCGGAGAGACCGCGAUCACACCGCAAGGCAUCUACCAGCAGCACGUUCAGUGUCACCUCCAUGGACGCGCUGUGGGAGAAGCACCCGCGCCGCCUCAGCGAGGCCGGCCUUCGCAGGUCGUCAGAUCAUAGUGUUAUAUUAACAGAGGAUACUGACAGCUUCAUAAUUGGCGAACGAGUUUGGGUUGGCGGUACCAAACCUGGCCAGAUCGCAUACAUCGGCGAAACACAGUUUGCUCCGGGUGACUGGGCAGGCAUCGUGCUUGACGAACCUAUUGGCAAAAACGACGGAUCAGUAGCUGGAGUCCGUUAUUUCCAGUGUCCAGAAAAGCGUGGAGUAUUCUCUCGACUAACUCGCUUGACUCGCGUGCCCCUUAUUACACACGCACCUCACGAUGCAUCUCCGAUCUCCGACGCAGGCAGCGUCUUCGAACGCCCUCCGUCCGGUACCAGGCAAAGACGUGCACUCUCACCAAACGGUAGCAUUCGCAGCAUCGUUAGCAGCAAGAUGAACGCAUCUAUAUCGACCACGACCAACGGUGACGUCCGUGUGGGCGACCGUGUCAUCGUGUCUAGCAGCCGAGGCAGCAAAGCUGGCACUUUGCGCUAUGUUGGUGUUACCGAUUUCGCUACUGGUGUCUGGGCGGGUGUAGAGCUCGACGAUCCUCUUGGAAAAAAUGAUGGCUCAGUCGAUGGAAAGAGGUAUUUCGAAUGCUCACCUCGUUUCGGCUUGUUUGCCCCGGUAUCGAAAGUCUCAAGAUCGCCCUCAAACCGCAAGCCUGGUGCCUGCGCCAUCCACAGCAAUGGACGCGCAACACCGUUGAGGCGCUCAAACUCACGGGAAUCGCUGACGUCAUUGGGCACGUCUAUCGCGUCUUCCCGCGUGGGGGUGAGGCUCGGAGUGACGUCGCUGGGCGCUCAGCGAGUUGGUGGUCCGCGAGCUUCCUCCACCCCGGUAUCCGCGAAGAACGCGCUCCAGGAACUUCUUCGAGAGAAGCAACAACAUCUCGAGCGUCUGAUGCGCGAACGAGAACUAGAACGAGCUGAGAUGGCCAAGAUAUCACUGCAAGUGGACCGAGCGGAGACAGCACUCACGCAACUCAAGAAGGAAAACACACAGGCGACCUCUGAGAACAGUAAGCUAAAGGCUGAGUUAGAAAAGAUCAACAAACUGUUAGAAGACGAAAAGCAGAAAGUUGAAGAUCUCAUGUUCAGGACAGAAGAAGAAAAUAUUAACAGGGAGGAUUAUAAUAAAUAUAAAGAUGCGAUGGAGCAAGAAAAAGCGGUUCGUGAGCAGCGUAUCCGCGAGCUUGAAGCCGAGGCUGAGCUGCAAACUGCACGUGCGGAGGCCACGGCCACCGCGCUGCGAAUGCACGAGGACCAGCGCGCCGCAGACAUCGCCGCCGCCAAUCAGCAGCACCAGGAGGAACUGGCCGCUGCCCAUACUCUAUCGUCGGAGUUGCAGAAACUGUUAGAUGAAGCUUACGCUCUCCUUAAAGAAAAAGAGAACGAGAAAGAUUCAUUAGGGAAAAGCAUGUCAGAGGAACUUACUCGACUAAAGACUGAUUCCGAAAAAGCACUGAACGAAGCCAAGACAAAGAUGGCUAUCGCUCAAACUGAAUUCGAAACACAAGUUUCUGUACUGACUGCCAAACUGCAACUAGCCGAGUCUAAAUUAGAAACUGAAAAACAGAAUUUAGAAAGAUUAAAUAAGGAAAACAGCCAAAUUAUUAUAGAUCUAAAUACUAAGUUAACUCAGCUGCAAGCUACUGUAGACGAUAAAACAUUAGAAUUAAAUAAAGUUGUUGGGGUGAGUAAGGAACACGAAGUUAACCUCAAUAAAGAAAUCACAAAACUGAAAAUGGAACUAAGUGCUAAAAUAUUAGAUUUAGAGCAACUAGAAGACUCGAAGAGGAAACAAGAAACAGUAUUCAAAUCGCUACAGGAAGAGUUAGGGCGUGUUAAAGAUGAAUACAAUAGUAAAGUUAACGAAUACGAGACUCUCUUAAGUGAAGUCUCUCAACAACAUGAAAAGAAUAAAACAGAAAUGAUGGAGUUACAGCAAAAUUUGUCCGCUAAGACCAAGGAGUAUGAAAAACUGCUCGCUGAACUAAGUACAUCUACAAAUUCAUCCGAGAAGCUUGUCAGUGAAUAUAGGGAAACUAUUCAUGAACGAGAUAAGGAAAUAAUAAAACUCAAAGAGGAUUAUGAACAGGCAGCUGCUAAUUUCAACAUUAAACACAGCAAAAUUGCCGAGGAGCAUAAGAAAGAAAUCGAUGAUCGUAACUCUAAAAUAGAACAGCUUAUGAAAGAGAUUGAAAGCCACAAACAAACUUUAGAUCAGAGCAAAGUAGAAUUCGAAGCUCUCAAUUCUCAAUUCACUCUUAAUGUAGAUGAACUGAAACUUCUGAAAGAGGAAAAUGAAAAACUCAAACAGUCCAUCAACGAAUUGACACAAGCUAACAAUGAUCUAAAAGCAAAAAUGUCAGCAAUGGAGCUGGAAGUUGGAGAAUAUAAACGCCAGUUUGAAAGUGCUAACGAAAAAUGUGCGGAGCUUCAAAAGGCUAAAGAUAAAAUUGAAUCGGAAUACAUGAACCUCACUGGUCAGACAACAGAUUCGAAUGAGCAGUUCAAUAAGCUAUCCCAACAUUUGAAGGAAACUGAAAAAGAAUUGCAAGAGUUGAAGGACAAGCACAGGGAGGUAAUCAACAAUCAUGCACGAGCGGAACAAGAAUUGAAACAAAAGCUGUUUAAGAUCCAAGAAGACUUUUCUGUUGAACGCGGACAAUUGGUAGUAUCAGUUAACGAAAACAUAGAAAAACUUAAAGAAGCAGACGGUAAAAUUAAAGAAUUUGAAACGCAAACUGUAGAAGUCAAUAAUCGCUUAAGAAAUCUUCAAACUGACAAUGACAAACUUCUGGAUGAAAACUCCAUACUGAAGAAUGAAAUAGAAGCGCUUAAAGUAAAAGAACAGGAACAGAAUAUGGAACACGACACCAUAUGCAAAAAGCUAGAAAUAGAUAUUGACAGGUACAAAGAAGAAAUAUCAAUUUUGAAAGCAGAUGGUGCAACUUCAGAAGUUAAACUUAUGGAGAAAGUGGAUCAAUUGACAGAAGCACAGAAUGAUUUGAAUAACAAACUGGAAGAAGCAAGAAAGCAUGAAGAUAGUUUGCAAAAAAUAUUAGAUGAUAUGACUGCUCAAUUGAACAACCAAAAAACUAACUUCGAGAAAGAAAUAUCACAGUUGCAAAACAAUUUAUCCACUGUCACCGAAGAAACCAAUCAACUGAAGGCUGAAGAAAACCGCCUGAAAGAGAUAUUGGAACAAAAGCAGAAUAAUGUUAAAGAUCUUACUUUGAAAUUAGAAAUGCUUGAAGUCGAUUUGAAAUCCAAUGUCGAAAUCGUUACUGAAAAAGAUCGGCAGCUAGCACAGGUCAACGAAGAACUAAAUAAAGCGACAGAAAGUAAAAAACAAUUAGAAGAGAAAUUGAACGGAGCUGCCUUAGAAACGUCUGCACUUAAACAAAAAUAUGAAAGCCUAGUAGCAAAUUCUUCAGCAGAAGAAACUGUAUUAAAGGAACAGUUGGGCCAAUUAGAAGUGUUGAAAAAAGAAAUGUCUACUUUAGUUCAAGAAAAGACUUCGUUGGAAUCGAAGUACAGUGAGACAUUGUCAGAAUUGACGACGAUUAAGAAAAACUACGAAGAUGCCGUAAACAAAAUUAACGACAACGUAACCGUUAACAACGAAUUGAAAAAAUCUGUUGAAGAAAAAGAUAAUAUACUAAAACAACAGACUGAGAAGAAUGUGAUUGAUUCAGAAAAAAUAUCUAAAUUGGAAACGGAACUAGAUCAGUUGAAACAAGAAGUUUCUAACAAAGAUACUGUAAUUCAAGAGAAAGAGUCGCAGCUCACGAAGAUGCAUGAUGCCUUACAAUUAGGUUCUAGUGAAACACAACAACUUGUUGCUCAACUUCAACUCGAAAAUUCAAAACUGAAUGAAACAUACAAAACCGAAGUAGAAUCUCUUAAUAAUACUCUAAAAACGCUACAGACUGAAGUGGCGGAGAAGGGUAAAGAGCUCGAAGAACUCAAACAAGCAAGUGAAAAAGUGACAGAAUUACAAAAACUAGUUGAUAAGUCGGAACAAGACAUCAAGCAGCUAACAAACAUCAAUGAAGCCCAAAAAAUGAACUAUGAAGAUUUGAACAAACAAUUACAAGCACAGUUUGACGAAUAUAAGAAAGAAAGCAAGCGUGCUAGACAUGACCUUAAAAAUACAUUGAAUGACUAUGACAAAGAAUUGAAACAAUCCAAAGACAAGGUGACAGCAGAAGUAGACAAACAAAAUCAAUUGCAACAAAAGUUAACAGAAGCUGAAAGUAAAAUAUUAGAAUUGACUCAGAAAUUGGACUUGAUAGCUGUGCAGCAGAGUACUGACGUAGAGAAAGAUAAACAGUUAGAGAAGUUAACAGUAGAACUUCAUGCAGCUAAACAAACUUCCGCUGAGUCUGUAGCUAAGAGUGAAACUUUAGUCAAGAAUCUUAAAGCUGAUAUAGAAAAUAAAGUUAAGGACUUGAGACUGAAGGAAGACUUGAUAGGCAAAUUACAAGAAGAAGUAAAGAGCCAAAAAGCUAAAGUAGAAAUCGCGGAACGGGAAAAGCUUCUUCUGCAGAAGGAGAUGGCGCUAAAGGGUAAAGACGUUCGUGACAAAAAUGACAACAGCGCUAUGGGUGUUUUAGGGCAGGGCGACACUGCGUCUGAGAAGACGACGGACGACAAGGAAAUGAUUGACGGCCAAGUGAGCUUCCUGAACUCCGUGAUAGUGGACAUGCAGCGCAAGAACGAGCAGCUCAUGGCGCGAGUGCAGGCGCUCGAGGGCGGCUCCGUCGCUCCUGAACCUGUUCUUUUCAAUGGGCGCAAAGCCCGCGCAGUAGCCCCGCGGUUGUUCUGCGACAUCUGCGACGUGUUUGACGCGCACGACACGGAGGACUGCCCCAAGCAGGCCGGCGAGCCCGACGCGCCGCCGCCGCCCGCCAACCGCCGCGCCGCGCCGCCUCCCAGACCAUACUGCGAUAUUUGUGAAGUAUUUGGCCACGCAACCGAGAACUGUGAUGAAGAGGAAACUUUCUAAUUUGCCUAUUUAUUGACGGAUUAGUUUUAAUGUUACCGUUAUUGUUGUUACUCGUUUUAGUUGGCUAUUAUUUAUUAUUGUUUACCAUUGCGAUGGUAUCACUUGUUUUAUAGUUAAUAUCUUAGGAAAAUGUUUGUAAAUAAGUACCUUUGAUCUUUUAUAUUACUAAGAGAAUCAUUGCAUGUUAUAUUUUUUAAUAAUUAGGUGAUUGGUAAAUCAAGUUUUCGUAUGCAUUAUCUGGUCAUAAUGCAUAUUGAGAAAUGAUCUUUAUGGCACAAAUUGGUCUUUCAUCACAAUCAUGAUUCUAAAUAAUUCUAUUGCAUCCUAUUUUAAUUUAUUUAAAAUAUAAUUAAAUGAACACCAAAAUAUAACAGUUUUAUAACAAUAAAUUAAUUGAAUUA
Helicoverpa armigera (cotton bollworm) is the source of this 6287-nucleotide messenger RNA. RefSeq names its product CAP-Gly domain-containing linker protein 1 (gene CLIP-190). Gene Ontology annotation, molecular function: microtubule plus-end binding. The transcript is spliced from 20 exons. Gene Ontology annotation, cellular component: cell cortex; microtubule plus-end; nucleus. Lineage: Eukaryota; Metazoa; Arthropoda; Insecta; Lepidoptera; Noctuidae. Bases 409 to 5886 code for a protein of 1825 amino acids. The record is from RefSeq and is a predicted model, not a curated record. Gene Ontology annotation, biological process: cytoplasmic microtubule organization.